Molecule: messenger RNA, 2787 nt
Organism: Labeo rohita (rohu)
Lineage: Eukaryota; Metazoa; Chordata; Actinopteri; Cypriniformes; Cyprinidae
Gene: cab39l
Product: calcium binding protein 39-like
Exons: 9
Coding region: 359-1363 (334 amino acids)
Biological process (GO): intracellular signal transduction
Molecular function (GO): protein serine/threonine kinase activator activity
Source: RefSeq, a predicted model, not a curated record
AGCGCCAAUCGCCGCACGGCAUCUGACCUGAGAUCAGCUCGCACAGCGCAGACAAAACCGCCAGCGACGGCCACAGAACCGAUCCCAGAUCAUUCCCUAAACCGCGGACAGCCACCCGACAGGGAGUUUGUGUUACAAACCCAUCAUGUCUUUUGCAGAUAUGCGCGUUUGAGUCAGUCAGUGUUUAAUUCGCUUAUACACACAUUCCGCUGACGUUUAGCCCAGCGCGCACACGCACACGCGCACGCACAGUCUGCUGGCGUGAUCGGGACGGCUGCUCGCUAACACACACAAACCAAAGCAGCCGCAGGAGACACAAUUACAUCGCAGCACUGUUCUACAGUCUACGGCCGCUACCAUGCCACUAUUUGGUAAAUCUCACAAGAACCCUACAGAAAUUGUGAAGACCCUGAAGGACAACCUCUCCAUUCUGGUCAAGCAGGACAAGAAGACAGAGAAGGCUUCAGAGGAGGUGUCGAAAUGUCUGGUGGCGAUGAAGGAGAUCCUGUACGGCACUAACGAUAAGGAGCCACACACAGAAACGGUCGCCCAACUGGCCCAAGAACUCUACAACAGCGGCCUGCUCAUCUCACUGGUGGAAAACCUGCAGGUCAUCGAUUUUGAGGGUAAAAAGGACGUUUGUCAGAUCUUCAACAACAUCCUGCGCAGGCAGAUCGGGACCCGCAGCCCAACGGUGGAAUAUUUCUGCUCUCAUCAGGAAGUUCUUUUCAUCUUACUCAAAGGGUAUGAGACCCCUCAGGUGGCAUUGAAUUGUGGGAUUAUGCUGCGUGAGUGCAUCCGGCAUGAACCUCUCGCCAAAAUCGUCCUCCACUCUGAACACUUUAAAGAUUUCUUCGGCUACGUGGAGAUGUCCACAUUUGACAUCGCCUCUGAUGCUUUUGCUACCUUCAAGGACCUGCUCACAAGACACAAGGUUCUGGUGGCGGAAUUUUUAGAACAGAACUAUGAUGCGGUUUUUGAUAAUUAUGAGAAACUGCUUCACUCUGAGAACUACGUGACCAAGAGACAGUCAUUGAAGCUGCUGGGUGAACUGCUCCUGGACAGACACAACUUCACAGUCAUGACACGGUACAUCAGUAAACCAGAGAACCUGAAGCUCAUGAUGAACCUCCUGAGAGACAAGAGCCCCAACAUUCAGUUUGAGGCUUUCCAUGUCUUCAAGGUGUUUGUGGCCAAUCCUAAUAAAACACAGCCCAUCGUAGACAUUCUAUUGAAGAACCAAACGAAACUCAUCGACUUCCUUAGCAACUUUCAGAAGGAUCGCACAGACGACGAGCAGUUUAACGACGAAAAGACGUAUCUCGUCAAACAAAUACGAGACCUAAAAAAGCCAGCCUCCUAAACUUUAGCUAUUGCAGUAUUAGGGAAAAAAAACGUUAAAAAACCACAAAAAAUAUAUUAACAAUAAUAAUUCUAUUUAAAAUCUUGAAAUUUGUCUUUUCUUAGUUAUGAGGCUUACAAAAGAAGGUUCCUGAUCAUUGAUGUUCUCUGUUUUUAUUUGCUUUUCUUUUUUUUUUUUUUUUUUUUUCUGUUUUUUCCUUUCAUGUUUUAUUUUAUUGCAAACUCUUGUGCCAUGAUAGGAGUUUUAAGAGUAGGAAUCAGUCAGUUUGAGUUGCGGGGAGAACCGUCUAAGAACAUCGAGACACCUUGCGGAUGAGGAAGUACAGGUAAACUUUCAUUUUCCGUUUCUGGAUGUUUUUCACGAACCUGGGCGCUCUACGUUCUCCGUGGCACCGACAGCGCCACGACGUGGCAGUUUGGCUGUGCUAGAAGAGAUUGUUAUUUGGAUAUUGCUGGAAAAGAGAUGAAAUUCCCAAAUGAUUAAUUAUGAGCUGUUGAUUUUCUCUUGAUGACUUGUAACUGCACUAAUCUUGCAUUCCUCCUUUUCAUUAGCCCGUGCUUUAUUCAAAACACUACAAGCCUGAUGAUUUCCUCCCUGUUCUCUUUAUUCUGUUUGUGUUUUAUAAGAAUUAUUUAGAAGGAUGAAUUCAUUUAUCAGUAUUUUAAUUAUUGUUUAUCUGAGCUGAAAUGGAAAGAGCAUCUGUGGGUCUUCAUGUACAUUUUGAGUUGCUGUCAGGCCGUUUUCUGAUCAGAAAGCAUCACUCUUUUGUUUUAUAUAUUUUUAUUUGAUGUUUACCUAUGUUUUAAAAAGACAAAAGCUGAUUUUGCUCUUAUGGUGGUUGCCAUUGUAGACGAAUCUUGAAAAAUCAACGUUGGCACUAAGUGAACCGGUGUAUAUUCCAACUUGUAGAUUUCAUGUAGAUCAGUGAGGUACAGCUAUAGUGCUUCGGUGUUGCUAUUGUAUGCUCGCUAUACUAUAGUAACCCUAGUGCUGUAGUGUUUGUUAACUUUAGUGCAUCAUACUAAAGUACUUCUUAUACUGUAGUGCAGCUGUAGUGUACUAUCCAUUUCUAUACUAUAGUAUACCUAUUACUGUAGUAUGUAUUUUGUGCUAUAACCCAUGAUUCAUCUGUCUAUGAUGAUUUUGACAGAAGUAGAUUGUUGCAUAGCUGAAAAACGAUGAAAUGAGGACACAAAUGUACAAACAGGUGCCUUUUGUUCUUGAGUUGUUAAUUUACUCUCUUGCUUUUUUUUUUUUUUAUUUGAGAAGACAUUUUGGAAGGGGGAGCUUAAUUUCUUUUUAUUGUUUUUAAUAUGUUCUCACUGAGCAUAUUUAGCUUGAUUAAGCAAUGAACCUCUUUAACUCACUAUAUUUGAGUUAUGCUGUUGAAGAAAAAUUCAUUAAAUUUCUUUUUUUUUUUUUUU